UUAUUCAAUAUUCUCUUCUUUUUCAAAAGGUGUUUCAUCAACAUGGAACCACAGAAUCUAACAGGUGUCUCAGAAUUCCUCCUCCUGGGCCUCUCAGAUGAUCCAGAACUUCAGCUCCUCCUCUUUGGGCUCUUCCUGUCCAUGUACCUGGUCACCAUCCUUGGGAACCUGCUCAUCAUCCUGGCUGUCAGCUCUGAUUCCCACCUCCACAUCCCCAUGUACUUCUUCCUUUCUAACCUAUCAUUGACUGAUGUCAGUUUCAGCACCACCACCAUCCCUAAGAUGCUAGCGAAUCUCCAGACACACAGCAAAUCCAUCACCUAUGUAGGGUGCCUAGCUCAGGUGACCUUCUUUUCUCUUUUUGUAUGUUUGGAGAGUCUACUUCUGACAGUGAUGGCCUAUGACCGGUUGGUGGCCAUUUGUCAUCCCCUACACUACCUGGUCAUCAUGAACCCCCUCCUCUGUGGCUUGUUGGUCCUGGUGUCAUUUUCCAUCAGCCUUUUGACCUCCCUGCUGCACUAUUUGGUGAUGUCACAGCUUACCUUCUGUGCAGAAGUGGAAAUCCCCCAUUUCUUUUGUGACCUUUCUCAACUCCUCAACCUUGCCUGUUCUGACACCUCCACCAAUAACAUAUUAAUCUACUUCAUUGGUACAAUCUUUGGUGGAAUUCCACUGUCAGGGAUCCUUUACUCAUAUACUCAAAUUAUGUCCUCCAUUCUGAGAAUCUCAUCAUUAGGUGGGAGGUAUAAAGCCUUCUCCACCUGUGGCUCUCACCUGGUAGUUGUUUGCUUAUUUUAUGGAACAGGCCUUGGUGUGUAUCUCAGCUCAGCCUCCUCGUCUUCCCCCAGGAAGGGCGCAGUGGCCUCAGUGAUGUACACUCUGGUCACCCCUAUGCUGAACCCCUUCAUCUACAGCUUAAGGAACAAGGACGUCAAGAGUGCCCUCUGGAGGAUUAUCAGCAGAAUAGCCUAA
This is a messenger RNA of Budorcas taxicolor (takin), 972 nucleotides long. RefSeq names its product olfactory receptor 18-like. Bases 43 to 972 code for a protein of 309 amino acids. The record is from RefSeq and is a predicted model, not a curated record. The transcript has a single exon. Gene Ontology annotation, molecular function: G protein-coupled receptor activity; olfactory receptor activity. Gene Ontology annotation, biological process: G protein-coupled receptor signaling pathway. Gene Ontology annotation, cellular component: membrane. Lineage: Eukaryota; Metazoa; Chordata; Mammalia; Artiodactyla; Bovidae.